AUGGCUGCCACCGCACCCUUUGAGGCUGCCAGACUCAUGGUCAAGGAGGCCGUGACCGGUGCCUCGUCGUUGAGCUCAAUCACGACGCUCCGCGGGAGCAUAGAGAGAGUAAUGGAGACGACCGGCGUGCACGGCUACGUCCUGGACGCGCUCGCGUGGCUGCCCCCCGAGGUGGUGCUGGUGCUGGACAGCGUGCACAUCUGGUUCCCGCUGCUCACGCUGUUCGCUUUCUUCUUCUUCGGACCCGCCGCGGCGCACCAGGGCAGCAGGGUGGGCAACCGCGCGUGGCUCGCGUUCUCGACGGCGGUGACCGUCAGGCAGCUCGUGCUGUGGUUCGUUGGGCUCCCACCGGUCAAGGGAAUGCUUCUCGCCGUGGGCCUGGAAAUCAUACCCGCGCGUAGACGGCGGGCGUCGAGGCCCAGAACCACACCGGGUGUCGGAUCCGCGCCGAGCACUUGCAUCGCGGCCAAGUACGAGCCAGUGAGCAACGUACCCACCGCCUUCUCCAGCCGCGUCGAGGGGGAGGUGCAGCAGAAGGACUACAGGGAGUUCAAGGAGCGCAUGGAGGGCAUGCCCGCGAGGCUACCCCCGGUUGAGGCCAACGGCGAGUGGUCGGAGAUGAUGAACAAGAGCGGCGUCGGGUUCUCCUACCGCGCGUGGAGGCACGUGCUCCCUUACGGCGGCACGGAGUACCUCUCCCGCACCGUGUUCGAGAACGCCACGGUGGAGGAGAUGUGCGACUUUUUCAACGACGACGACGUGAGGGCCUCGUGGGACAGGCUGCUGUUCCGCCACAGGGUUCUGGAGAGGGACGACAGGACGGGCGCCGAGUGCGUGUUCUGGGAACGCGCGCUGCCGGUCAUCUCCAACCGCGAUUACGUCUUCACGAGGCGGACGUGGAAAGACGGGGAGACGUACUGGGCCAUCACCAAGGGGUGCGUGCACUCGCAGACGCCGGUGUCGCCCAACCUGAAGAGGGUGGAGCCUUACUUUUCGUCGUGGCGCAUGCGCGCGGUGCCCGGCCCGGAUGGGAGGCUGACGAGCGCGGAGUGCAUCCUGAGCCACUUCGAGGAGCAGCACGUGAACCAGGACGUGGCGCGGUUCGCGGUUAAGUGCGGCAUGUGGGGCGUCGUCAAGAACAUGGACGUCGGGUUCAGGAAGUUUCAGAAGGAACGCGUCGGGUCGGCGCCGGCGGGGGGUGCGAUUUCGAGGACGUCAUCGGGUCCCGGCGGCGUGGACGGCGCGACGGGCCAGACGGUCGUGACUCCCGGCGGAUCUGCAGACGGAAACGGCACAAACCUGGGAGGAGGUCUGGCGAGGAAGAUCGCGUUCGGGACGUGCGUGGCGGCGGUGGGUGCGCUCGCGGCGGCGUUGGAUGCGAAGAGCAGGUCUCAAAAGGGCGGAAAAGUCUCCGGGCCUCGGGGAGGACGCCGACGGACUUUUUCGCACGUUCACUCGCACAAGGGCGCGCGGCGACGGGUCCGAGGGAGGGACCUCGAUCUCGAACGAGACGACGUUGUGGAAGAGGAGUCGGCUGAGCUCACCCGAGUCGAUGCCGAGGAGCCCGGCGCGGCGCCCGCGGAGGUUUCUGAACAGUAG
Messenger RNA from Micromonas commoda, 1599 nucleotides. RefSeq lists its product with no specific name. The record is from RefSeq and is a predicted model, not a curated record. Gene Ontology annotation, molecular function: lipid binding. The transcript has 2 exons. NCBI's taxonomy places the organism in Eukaryota, Viridiplantae, Chlorophyta, Mamiellophyceae, Mamiellales, Mamiellaceae. The coding region runs from base 1 to 1599 and encodes 532 amino acids.